This is a messenger RNA of Oreochromis niloticus (Nile tilapia), 2293 nucleotides long. It is a transcript of the gene fitm1l, whose product is annotated as fat storage inducing transmembrane protein 1, like. Gene Ontology annotation, molecular function: coenzyme A diphosphatase activity. The coding region runs from base 1366 to 2232 and encodes 288 amino acids. NCBI's taxonomy places the organism in Eukaryota, Metazoa, Chordata, Actinopteri, Cichliformes, Cichlidae. The record is from RefSeq and is a predicted model, not a curated record. Gene Ontology annotation, biological process: phospholipid biosynthetic process; lipid droplet organization; lipid storage. Gene Ontology annotation, cellular component: endoplasmic reticulum membrane. The transcript has 2 exons.
CAUUUAUUGGUAUGGUGUAAGAGCCACUAAGAGUUGAAGGAUCACUGUGUAUAACAGAAAUUGUUACAGAGAGACCUCUGUGGACUUUAAGUGACUGGGUGCCGAGAGGACAGAAGUGCCUUAGUCAAUUUGGCUCAAUUAAAGAAACUAAAUUAAACAGAGUGAUAGCAGACUGCGGAGAGCAAGAAAGGACAGCAAGUGAUUGACAGAGACAGACUUCUACAGCAGCUGAGCUUCAGCUCAGAUACAGUACAAAGGUUAUAGCUAUUAAUACACCAGGACACAUACAAACACACACAUAAUGUGACACAUUUAAUUUAAUUGAUGUCACUUCUGAUUCAUGACGCUGCUCAAGUCAGCAUUGCUCAGUUUACUCUCACCCUUUAACUUUGCUUUGCAUUAAUGUGAAUAAUCUGAAACCCUAUGAUAUCCAUUUUACUGUCAAGGAAUUCAUGUCAGUCGUUCAACCUUCAGCUACUCCAAUAUGAGCAAUGUGAUACCUUCAAGGCCCAGGAUACAUAUGACCGGGUAAGAGCACACUAUGUAUGUAUUGGGUGGUUGUGAAUGACAAGAGCACUGAGGGAGAAGCUACUGUUACACUGAAGAUAGCAGAAGAGUAUUCUGGAGCUACAACUAUGAGAUGUCUCUGAGUGUCACAGCCGGGUUAACACUGCAUUUUUGAAGAAUCAAUGCAUGCGUGACCAGUGACAAACGCACAGUCUCACAGUCGGAAGGAGAGACCUUCUUCAACAGAAGCUCACUCAGCUCUGAACUAAAGCUGCGAAUGGAGACCAGCAAACUGCUCUGACUCAGUAGAAGUGCCUGCUUGACUGAAGAAUUUUAGGGCUGGAUUUCAUGGGGAGGACUUAUUUGGAGUCUGUGGAACGUUAAAAGCCAGUUGUCAAUUCAUUCAUACCCCUAGAAGUAAAUACUAACAUCACAGCAGCUAACAUCAGUGGAUUUUUAUCACACCCCUAAGCAACAGUGGACUGGAGGAUCAAUCAUCAUUAAUCAUCAGUGCUCCAAUGGAUCUAAUCUUUGAAAACUGCAGUUUGUUUUCCCAAAUUCAGUGAUUGCAAGUAGACUUUAUUGUGCAUUUGCAUUUGUCUGGUCACUGCUACUAUCUUCUGGACUACAUGAGAUGGUGAAUUCUUCUUGUUUCUUCUUCUUCUGCAAAUGUAAUGUGUAAUGUGUAAUGUGUAAUGCGUUACAUGCAUUCUGUAGAGGAUUACAGAGUCAUCACAUGAAACAGUGAACACUGUAGGGUCUGAGGUGGAUAAUCUGCACAAACACACUGCUGCAUUCAGAGCGAGCAGCAGGUGGCUUUUGUAUAUUAUUUGAAAUUCGGUCAGUGUUUUGGUCCAAAUGUUCCUCAACACAGUCCUCGUAGUCCUGACAGACCUGGCAGCCAGGUUUAUGGGUACCACUUUGUUCCGGCGGCACUUCCACCUGUUGUUGUCAGCGCUGGUGAUGUUCGGUCCCAUGCUGAGUCUUUGGGUGUCUCAUCACAGCAUCUUUGCCAAGAAGAAUCACUUCCUCUACAGGAUGUUCUUGCACUCUGGUUGGGGUUGGACCUGCAUCUUUGUUGGCUCUUUUGUUUUCCUCCUCUCCUUUUCCAUCCGUCGUUCCCUGUCUCUUUCCAUCCGCCACCUCUCACGGCUUGCGGUGGCUGGUGGACUAUGGCUAAGUUUUUGCAAACUCUUGGACCUCCUGGAGAAUGCCACAGGAAGCUGCUAUGAACCUUUAGAAGCUGGAACAGUGGUCACAAAUGGCCAGACUCUGCUGGUGCUGCGAGAGGGGGAGAGCAAGUCUGAGUGCCUGAAAGCUGGAAUGCUGUGGAGGGGAUAUGAGGUUUCUGAAGACAUUUUCCUUCUCUGCCUUUGCUGCCUGCUGCUGGUAGAGGAAACAGCUGUGUUUGGACCUUAUUUGAGCCUUGGGGGAAUCUCAGAUGCCCCACUGAGAAUCCUCUUUCUGUUCUGUGUUCUCCUGCUCUGGCUCUGGAUCUUCUUGCUGCUCUGUCUCUUAGCUUACUUUCCUCAGUUCCCCACCCAGCUGCUGGGGGGUGCUCUUGGCUGUCUCAGCUGGAGAGGACUAUAUCAGGGCUGGUACCGCCUGGGGCCCAGCUGGUACUGCCCCGGGAGGCCUGGCCUAGGACUACUUAACAUAAAGGCUAUCGGUAAUGACGUGGAGGAUGCACAACUGAAACAACCGAAUCACGAUCACUGCAAUUAACUUAAAAAAAAACCCCUAACAUUUGAGAACUAACUGUAAAAUAAAUUGAAUUCCAAACAAA